Falco peregrinus (peregrine falcon) is the source of this 2477-nucleotide messenger RNA. RefSeq names its product beta-1,4-galactosyltransferase 3-like. Gene Ontology annotation, biological process: carbohydrate metabolic process. The transcript is spliced from 7 exons. The record is from RefSeq and is a predicted model, not a curated record. Gene Ontology annotation, molecular function: glycosyltransferase activity. NCBI's taxonomy places the organism in Eukaryota, Metazoa, Chordata, Aves, Falconiformes, Falconidae. The coding region runs from base 1209 to 2012 and encodes 267 amino acids.
GUGGGUUUUUAGACUCGCCUCAGGUGCUGGAUUACUCCAAAACUCACGACGUGUACACAAACCUCAGCUUGUUUACCCCGGCCCCCGACGAAGAAGCUAUGCCGUACUGCUCGGCGCAGUCACCGAUAUUCGUUUCUGAGUUUGAGCUGAGUCAUCUGAGGUACGGAGCCAGGCAGCUUGGGACAACGUGACAUCUUGAAAAACCUGAAGAAUGCAGAUGUUACCCUAAUGGAUCAUAUGGGCCCAUGAAUCCAUUGGGUAUGGAAGGAGACGACAGGAGUGAAACUGUUGCACAUUAUCUUAAUCAUACCCUUAUGUCCAAAUUUAGAUUUGAUUCUUUGGAAUUUAAGGAUUAUUGCUACAGAAUAUUACUCUGCAAUACAAAGAGCCCAAAUUCCAUUACAGAAAACAAAACUCUGCCUUUGUGGGAGAACAAAAGGGAUUAAUUCCCUUUCUUGUGUUUUCCUUGGAACAAUGAUCUUUAGUUGAAAUCCAGCCUGAAUAUAACAUUUCUUUAGCAAGCUCCAGUUGUCAUCAAAUCAGCGGUUAAUGGUGCUUUAGUUAAAAGAGCUGAUAAUCUGGGAGUUCAUAUAUCUAAAAAGCAACAUAAACUACAGGUUAAAAACAACCUUGGACUGAAAUGUGGUAGUUUUAAAGACAGAAUAGGAAAUUGUCUGCAUAGAAGUAGGUAAUAACAUCAUAAAACCUUAACUGUAAAUGUGACCUAGAUUUGUGGACCCACAGCAUGAUUCUCUGAAGAACUACACUAAUAUUUUGGGUACAAAGCUAUGGCAAUGUUUUCUAGAUUCGUACUUGAGGGUAAUUCAGUCAAAAUCAAAUUCCCCCUGCAUUUUAGAUACUGAGGGAAGGACUGGAAAGUGGUACCUCGGAAAUGUGAGGUGUACCAACUUCUACAUACUAGCAAAAUGUUUCCCAGUUCUGAAUCUUACACCAAAUUUAGUCCCUGAGCCUUGUUAGUGCUCAAAAAAAACCAAACCCAAACAAAAAACAACCCAACCCCAAAACCCAGUGGAGGGAUGUUGUUUCUGUGUCAGUUAAACAGGAUGUGGGUGAGUGCAGGCUUCAUUUUUUUUUUUUCAUUAAAAUUAUAGCACAGGCUCGAGUAUGGAAUGGGUUGUAAGAAAUAUCUUCUGGACUCACCUGCUGAAGUGCUUAGACUGAAGACACGUGUACCUUUCCCUGCUUAAAUGAAAGUUGGUCCGUUAACCAUCACCUUCAGGGUGAUCCCUACUGAAAGAAUGAUCAUCAAAAAAAAUCCUUUUGUUCAACCUGGUGGCCGCUACAGGCCACCUCACUGCUUGGCCCGCUACAAGUCAGCCAUCCUCAUAGCCUACAGGAACCAGGAGAAGUACCUUCACCAUCUUCUCUACUAUAUUCAUCCAUUCUUGCAGCGCCAGCAGCUCAGUUACAGUAUCUACUUGAUUCAGCAGGUGGGGAAUGGUACAUUUAACCGAGCAAAGCUGCUUAACGUUGGUGUCAGGGAAGCCCUGAAGGAUGAAGACUGGGACUGCCUCCUCCUGCACGAUGUCGACCUUGUACCUGAGAAUGAUUAUAAUCUCUAUGUUUGCGAUGAAUACUAUCCCAAGCAUAUGGCUAGUGCCAUGGACAAGUUUCAGUACACCCUACCAUACAAGUCCUUUUUUGGGGGUGUAUCUGCUCUGACUCCAGAACAUUACAUGAAGAUGAAUGGGUUUCCAAACACAUACUGGGGCAGUGGUGGUGAAAAUGAUGACAUUGCUACAAGGAUUCGUUUGGCGGGAAUGAAAAUAGUCCGGACAUCACCUCACCUUGGGCGCUACAAAGUGAUGGACUACGAUGAUGAGGCAGAGAGACAGGAGCUGUGGAGAAGGCCUGCUUCCCGACACAACACCCAAAAAACGUGGAAAGAUGACGGAAUGAAUUCAUUGGAGUUCAAGCUCCUUUCCAGGACAAAGCAUCGUCUUUAUACCAACAUCACCGUGGACAUUGGAUAUGUUCCCCCGUUUUCCUAAGAGAAUGAAAACAAAAGCAGAGUUUGGGCUCGGCCUGGCAGCAUGCAUACAGGUGCUCUGCCACGACCUCCUCUUGUCCUGUGGAGCCUUCACCACCUGAGGCGGCUGCUCCUCUUUCAUACAUUUCACUGUUCUGUUUAAGAUUUAGAAGAAAAGGCUUCAGGAACGGGGUACGAGAGCUAAUAAACAGGCUCUGACUUACCCGAAAAGUCGUCAAAAGCACUGUCAAACUGAGCCAGACCCGCCUCCUGGGCCGGGGGGAUCGAGGUCUCCGUGACAGUGAGCUGACCCUGGGUUUCUGGACCCUGUGUUCCACAGCUGGAUCGCUCUGUCCUGCUUUCUAUUGAAGUAUUGAUCGGGACGCAAGCUGUUCUGUCUGGGCCCCUGAGGGGUGAAGCCAGUUACAGUUCUGUAAAUAUCUGUUGUGAAUUCACUAAAAUAAAUGGAGUUAUGUGUUUGGGUUAA